UUGAUAUGCAAAUUUAUGCGAUAUCCGCCUGCAAAACAUCAACACGGCCCACUUUGACUUCUCGAGACUGAAACUAAGGCUCGAUUCUACUCAAUCAUGGGAGAAGAGGAAGGAGUCAUCAAACUGUCUCAGGACUUAAACCUGGAUCCAUUCCAGAUCCAGCAGAAUCUGGAUCCAAAUACCUUUGCAGUUGUGGUCCAUGAAAAAUGGGUACGGCACAUUCAGAAAACUGGUAGCAUUCCAUCGUCCUCAGAUGCUAGCAUCCCAAAAUGGUCGUCGACCAGUAGGAGUAUCAUAUUUUCCAAAGCUGUAAAACCAUGGCAGAAGAUAACAGUUUGCAGGAUCACAAAGCCCACCAAUGGGGCCUUAAGUCUACCACCGAUCAAAAUAGAUAUGAAAAUGGGUGAUGAAAACAGUUUCAUGGAAUUCAUGGAGAGAGUGGCUAAACAGAUCUAUCAAACUGAGUGGGAAGAAGCUUAUCACAACACAUCUUCUACGCUUAAUCGAUAUCAUCAUUCAUUAUCAGACCAGGUUGAUUCCACAACAGUAAUUGAUUUAAUCCAGCAGUUGUAUGGAUGUCCAAUUAUCUCCAUCAAUGACAUGUCAGAUUCAGCUUCUAAGACAGCUGGAAAAUCUUCCAAUACUGCACAGUCUCAAGCCAUAGAACAUUCCAACAUGGUGUCUUUGUUCUGCUGCAUAGUCACCAAAGACUGUUUGUACCUUCUUCAGCCUCACCACGAGCACACAGUCCAGGAUGUGACCAUGUUCAGUCCUGCAUCCCUCUCUGGUUCCCAUGGUAAGGUUCUAUUUGUCAUCUUUCAAAUGCUGCAUGCAGUGAGUCACUGUCAUCAAAGAGGCAUGUCAUGUGGGAACGUAUCGCUGUCUGAUUUUACCAUUGAUGAAAAACUCUGGGUGCAAUUCUGUGGACCAAAGUGGAAUGAUGUCUUGAGCUUCGUAGGGAGCAAUCAAAGAACUCAAAGAACUUUGCCCGAAGGUCAACGUGGUGCAAUAGUAAAUGAAACUAAAGUGCAAAGUGACAAAACAGAUAUAAAUCAACCAUGUGCAAUAGGUGGUGGUUUCAAGUGUGUUCCAAAGAUGGAUGCAUUACCAGAAAUUAUGCAGAAAUGGGCCAUGGGGCAGCUCACUAACUAUGAAUAUCUUAUGAUCCUUAAUCGUCUUGCCAAUCGUCAAAUGGGCAACCCCAACCAUCAUCCAAUCAUGCCCUGGGUCAUGGAUUUCACCCAACCCAAUGGCAGCUACAGGGAUUUCUCCAAAUCCAAGUAUAGACUCAACAAAGGAGACAAUCAGUUAGACUUCACCUAUGAGUCUGCAUUACAGAUGCAGGCCUUGAAUGAGGAGCACGGGAGCAACCUUGCUGGUCAGGUCCCUCACCACAUCUCUGAUGUCCUGUCUGAAAUCACCUACUACAUCUACAAGGCACGUUGCACACCAAAGACUCUGCUCCAGACCCAUGUGCGAUCAGUAUGGGUGCCCAAUGAGUAUCCAGCCAGCAUGCAGCGGCUCCAAGGAUGGACACCUGAUGAAUGUAUCCCAGAGUUCUUCUCCGAUGCUUCCAUCUUUAAGUCAAUUCAUGAUGAUCUGCCUGAUCUGGAGGUGCCCACCUGGUGCAAUGGUCCAGAAGACUUUGUACAGAAGCAUAGAGCUGUGUUGGAAAGUCCAUAUGUCUCAGAGAGGCUUCAUCGAUGGAUUGAUCUUACCUUUGGCUGCAAGUUGUCUGGUACAGCGGCAGUAAGAGCUAAGAACGUGGUGCUGUGUGUGGUUGACCAACACACGCUGCCGGCAAACAAUGGAGUGGUGCAGCUCUUCAAUGUGCCCCAUCCCAAACGCUUCUCUCCAUCCCCCUACAUGUCCAUGGAGGGACCGGACAUCGAGAGGUCUCAGAUAGAUGCAGGAUCAUCCAUCAACGUGACCAUCCAGGAGGAAAGUGUUUCAAGGUCAGAUCAGGAUGUGUCUGUAGGAAGUGAAGGAAGCGAUAGCAAAGUCAUCUCUGAUCAGGAUACAAUGGACACUCUCUCUCCUAACACCAAGGAUAACCUCACAACCUCUGCUGAAAGUGAAAGGAGUAGUGAUCUCCAGGAGUCUGAUGCAACUGCAAUACGAGCCAGAUCACAGUCUUUCAACACAGAGGCACAGAAUGUGGCUGGUUCUUACUCAGCAGCAGAGGAUCUACAGCUUAGCAAAAAUCCAAUCAGGAAACUGCCCUUUUUCAGACCCAAGUCUGACAUGCCUCUUGACUCGCGGCUGAUCAGACCAGAGCUUGCUACCAUUGUCCUUCCUGAGGAAUACGACCCACUCUCUGCUCUCAAUCAAUUGGAAUCACUCUACUCAUUCACUUCCAAGUCAAGCUAUGAUGUACCUGUGACUCACAAAGUGGAAGAAACUCAAGUCCAUUGGCAGCAGCUUGUUGCUAGGGAUAUGGUAGCAAUAGGCUGCAUUGUCGCCGAGUUAUGCCUUGCCCCAAAACUAAGGUUCCGCCAAAUCGGGUCAGACUUGGAAUCAAGGUGGAGACAUUUGCAGAGGGUUGUGGGAGCAGAAUACCAGGAAUUACCAAGGCCACUCAGAGAGAUAGUGCAUACAUUGCUAAGAAUGGACACAACGUUGGGUGAAUGCCUACCUUGGGAGCAGUCUGCAUACUUUGAAAGUGGUCAAAAUGGCCUGCCACCACUAAGCCCCAGCCUUCUGCUUCAACAUCACUCAGGUCUCAUUUCAUUUCCUCAGUACUUCCAGUCCUUGCAUCAGUUUCUCUCUGAGCUUCAUCUACAGCGGUUCCAGGUGGAUGACCAGGAACUUCAUCAGACGGACCUCACUGACCAUCAGGCCAUGAACAUGGUCCAUCUAGCCAGACAAUGGUUACCCAAGUGCACCAAAGGCAUCACAGAGGAAGGAAGGGAUAUCCUGCUACCAUAUAUCAGGAGUCUCUUUGAGGAAGGCAGCACUGCUGUAUAUGCAGCAUUGUCCUUGUUCAGCAAGUACACUGCACACCUUGGCCCAAAGGCAGCAACGGAUGAGUUGCUUGCUCCAUUGGGUCAUCUCUUCGAUUCUGAUUUUACUUCACCAGACUACCUCCUGCUGUUCCAGCAUUCUUUUCUCUCUCAGGUCAUCAUGUCCUUAGGUCUCAAACCAUUCUUGAACACCUUGGUGAAUUAUGUCACAGAAGCAACAAAUGGGCUGAAGCAAUGCCCCAUGUUCAUGCAUGGUGCUAAUGAGCAAACUAGUUGCAUUGCCACAAUGGCCUCAGGGGCGAGUAAUACUGCGGAAGAGGCUGAGACAUUCCUUGAUGGAACAGAGGGCAUGUCUGUUGAUGAAGAACUGUUUGGAAUUGAGGAUGGUGAUGAAGUAGGCGAUGAAGUCAGUGAAGAGAGGACUAUCGAACAAGGAAUGAAUGAUAAGUUGCAGAUUGAGUUGGAGGAUGUUGACCAGGUUAAGGAGAAUCUGGAGGAUGAUGAUGUUCCGGUGUCUCAAAAUGGAGAUGAUGGAAGCUCUUUAAGUGAGCAGGCAUCUCCUUUGGACAGUGAAGGCAGUGAAACCAUGUCACUAGGGAAAGAGCCAGAUACCUCAUCCAUCAGCUCAGGGAAUUUACCUUCCUUAUCAGAAGAGCCUGGUGAAGGCUCGCCCACCAUCGAGAGAAUUCCUUCAAAGGAUGUGUCUUCACGCAAAUCUACCUCAUCACCAUCCCCCAGUACCCAUUCGCAAACCAAAGAACAGGACCUUCUCUUUACAAGUCAGACCAAAGCCACAGACCAGUACAGGAGGACCUACAAGAAGCAGUUGUCCUCUAAACUAUAUCAAGUCAACACCCUAAUUGGAAAGAGCCUAAGUGAUGUUGCGAGUGAGAGCAUCAUGUGGCUAGCUCACCGUAUAGGACCAACGUUGACAGUUCGCUUCAUUACUCCAAAGCUUUUAGAGUCUCUCUCAGGGUGCUACAUGACGCCAGAGCAACUGAUCUACUGCUACAUGCAUGAUGAUGUAGAUUCAAAUGAAAUAAAUACCUCCAGUGUCUGUAUUGGAAAGAAAUCAGUUGCCGGUGACAUCAAUUCCAAACCUGUUCUCAAGUGCCUCACAGAUAUUGCUGUCCUUUAUGGAGACCAGUUCAUCUUCCAGCAGUAUCUACCAUACAUCAAAGAAACAGUCCGCAGAGUUCAGAGGAAAGUCAGUGCCAAGCUGGAAGGCCGUCUUAUUUGUUCUGUAGUCCUUCUCAGACAUGUCCUGCCGUACCUUACAGACUCUAGCCUCAUGCAGAAAUUACAGUACCUCUUUGGGAAGUUCAUUCAUCCUCUCCUGGACAUCAUGUCCUGUACCAGCAUCAGCUUCCCCAGUGGCAGUGAAGCGAGGGCGGUUAUCUGCUUCAAGCUGGUUGACAUUCUCAAUGCCAUCGCUCUGCGUAUUGGUCGGGAGAUGACCAGAGACCACAUGAAGGAUAUUCUCAAGCGAUUCUUCCUCUGCUUCAAACUGGGUGCCUCAACUUUCAAGAACCUUGAUCGUCAGAGCAGUCUGGCCCUGAGCACAGACAGUGAGGAUAAGUACCUGGUGAUUGAUGUUGAUGAUGAGACCAAUCAAUUGGUCUAUGGAUCUCCAGUGGUCCCUCAUUCAAGAUUACAGUCCAAUGAUUCAACCUCAGACUUAAGCACUACUCCACAUAGUACAGGGUCGUUACCAAGACCAAGCAGCUUUGGUGCUCAGAUUGAUGAGUCUACAUCAUUAGAAGACAUGAGAGGCGUCUUGCAGGAGGUGUUCACACCAGAGCUAGCCCAUGCCGCUUACAUUCCACUCUGUCGACUCACAGGCAGUAUUUACAUGGAGAAUAUACUAGAAAACCACGAGCAGAUCUGGGCUUUGUCUAGUAAGCAUGAAAAGGCCAUGUCUACCCAACUUUCUCCGACUAUUCAAUCCCCUUUCUCUGACGACGGAAGUACAGCCAAUAGUCCUGUCUCAUAUUUGAGUGAGGAGAGAUCAUGGUCAUUGUCUGUACUGCCAGAUCAGACAGCAGGGAGCCUGGGCACCGGGAGGAGUGGGUUUGGAGGUCACAUGACUGUCAUUGGGAACAGGAUAGAGCCAGCCUUCGGGGGAGAGGAACCCAGCCCUGCAUUGAAUAGUAACAAUGGUCUCGAAGGAAAGAACGCACAGCAGGGUGAGGUGGACACAACCAUGAAUUCAGACACAAGUCCUAGGAUGGAGAUGAAUAAAAGCAAAAGAACUCUGAAGGGUACCUGGCUUAGCUACUGGGAGCAAUACUUGGCAAGAGAGGAUAAAGACAACUCAAUGCACUUCUGUCAAAUCAAACUCCAGACAUUCACAGGACAUACCAACGGUGUAAAAGCCCUGUGUAUGAUGCCCAAUGAGAAUACUUUCCUGAGUGCUAGCAAGGACAAAACUGUCAAGAUCUGGUCUCUACGUAACUCUGGUGACGGCUCCUCCAAAUCCAGCUGUCAGCUGACCUACCCUCAUCACCGGAAGACUGUGUUUGAUGUCAGGCUUCUUGAGUCUCAGCGUCUUGUGGCUUCCUGCGAUGGCAACGUCCAUGUGUGGGACCCCAUCAAUGGAGCAGCAGUUCGUGGUUAUGAUCUGAGUCGGAGUGCACCCAGCUGCAUGGAGGUGAUGCCUGCCCCUAGCCCUUGUCUAGUGGUGUCUUCUGGAGAUUCCAGUGUCCGAUUCAUUGAUACCAGGCAUGGCGGUAUCCAACAAGAGAUCAGGGUUGCCUCAGGGCCACUGGGUUUGAUACGUUGCAUGGCUGUCAGUCAAGACGGCUAUACCAUAGGUGUAGGAUUCUCAUCAGGAGUUCUUUCCAUGGUGGAUCUUAGGACUGGAUUACUGAUGGGAGGAUGGAGGGCUCAUGAAGGCGAGAUACUCCAGAUUAAGCGUUACAACAAUCAUACCUUUCUUACAUCCUCUGUUGAUCACACGAUGACUCUCUGGAAGGAGGAUUCAACCAAAGUUUGUCACUUUCGAGGUGCUGCUGAGCCUAUUCAUUGCAUCUGUAUCUCUGAUGAGCAAAUACUCUCUGCUACAUUUGGUAAUCGUAUCGGCAUCCACACAGCAGUUAAUUCCCAGGCCAGCUAUUCUUGCUCCAAGCUACGAUCGGAUUCAUUUAAAGGUGCUAUUGGUGCCAUUUCGGUUCUACCAUUGAAUAAACUCAUGUUGGUGGCUUCGGACAAUGGAAGUAUUUUCUUGUUAGCAUGAAGAGAAUUUUUUUUCCACUUAGUGUCCAGUGAAUUUAUUCUAGACCUUCUUUACAGAUUUGUCAGUGUAAUCAUUAAAGGGAUGGUCCGGGCUGAAAAUAUUUAUAUCUAAGUAAAUAGAGUAAAAUUCACAGAGCAAAAUUUUAAAGUUUAUCAAUAUUUUGUGAAAACAGUUAUAUGCACAACGUCAUGAAUGUUCAUUAGGUAGGCUGAUGAUGUCACAUCCCCACUUUCCUUUUUCUUAUGUCAUUACAUGAAGUCAUACAUAUUUCAUUUUUUCAUGUGUGAAUGUGUCUCCAUUAUGAUGAAAUAAGUUGCGGCAAUAAAUUACUAAUGCACCUCAUCAGUUGUCAAUCAAAUUGUAUAGUUCUUGGUAAUUUUUUUUUUAAUAAACCUAAUUUCAUAUAAAUACAAAAGAACAAGUGGGGAUAUGACACCAUCAGCCCACCUAAUGAAUAUUCAUAAAGACAUGCCUAGAAUUAUUUCACCAGAAUAAUGCAAAUCUUUAAAAUUCAAUAACUUAUAAAUAUUCCAGCCUGGACCAUCCCUUUAAUUAAUGUUUGAUCCUAAAUGAAAUACGCACACUUUAAAAGUAGGACCGAAUUUUAUAUUUUGUAAGCAGAGUUGUAGACUGGAGUUUGGCUAAUUUAUUAAAAACGCAUAUCAGUACAAUUAGCAAGCACACCUGAUUGGAAUUUUUAAACUGCACGUAUGCUUAUUAUGAUAAAUCUUACAAAAAAAGGUUCUGAAUGCAAAAUAUAGUACUAGAGAACUGUUGCCCCCCCAACGUGUUUGGCUCAUCCAUAUGCAUACCCUUACUUUUAAGUCUUGGGCUAUCAUGUAACCCAACCAUUCGAGAAAAGGCCCCCAAUGUUGCGUCCAUUAUACCGACCCUUUGUAUAUUUGGCUUGUUUAUAAUUUUCAUCAAACAUUGGGUAAAUUUAGGGGUCCUUUUUUCUUGAAUGGUCUUAUUCAUGAAUCAUUCAAAAAGCAUUUUGAUGUGAUGAAAUGCCACAGUAGUGCAAUAAUGCUUAACCUUUAACCAUCUUUAUCUCUUUUCCUUUUUUUUCAACAGUGAAGAAAAAUUGAUCACUGCAUGAAUGCAAAACAAAGACCUUUUAAUUGCAGUCAGAUAUUCUUUUACAUAACACUGAUUGAAAUCUGAGUCAAAUGAAAGAAUAAUCUCUCAUGUGGUUUUCAAGUGCAACUCGCAUUUUCGAGGAUUACCAUCCUUUGAGUUAAAGUCAAAUUAGUUUCAAAUGGUGCAAUUGCUUUGCUAUGACGUCAUUACGACUACUGGAAUUUUAUAAGGAGUUGAACAUGGGUAUUCAUUUAAUGAUUUAGACCACUCGUAAGGUGACCUUAAAAGUCUAGUUUCAGGCCCCAUUUGGAUGAAAUUUACUAUGAGACCAUGGAGGUAAAAGAAGAAAGGAGUAUCAUCUUACUUGUGCCACAGUAGACAGGUGAUUCAUUGGACUUCUUUUCUUUUUUUGCAGAUUGUAGACAAAGAUUCCUGCCUCACAAUGUCAGACUUUCUUGCCAGUCACCAAAUAACAAGGGGAAAUUCUUAUACAAUAUGUCUCGUAAUCAAAUAAGAUUGGAAAUAUUCCCAAUUACUUUUCGCAUGAAACUCGCAACAUCACCGGUCGCCACCAAAAUGUGCAGUAUACCUCUUUAUUCAUGAAGCUACCCAUUUCUAAUUUUCAGUUUUUACUUCAUUCUUUUUUACCUCCAUGAUUAGACCUAAAUCAUUUUUUUUUACAAAGGUCAAGUACACCCG
Messenger RNA from Lytechinus pictus (painted urchin), 7977 nucleotides. RefSeq names its product WD repeat-containing protein 81-like. The record is from RefSeq and is a predicted model, not a curated record. The coding region runs from base 97 to 6198 and encodes 2033 amino acids. Lineage: Eukaryota; Metazoa; Echinodermata; Echinoidea; Temnopleuroida; Toxopneustidae. The transcript is spliced from 26 exons. Gene Ontology annotation, molecular function: protein binding.